Messenger RNA from Sorghum bicolor (sorghum), 1205 nucleotides. RefSeq lists its product as uncharacterized. The coding region runs from base 15 to 959 and encodes 314 amino acids. The record is from RefSeq and is a predicted model, not a curated record. The transcript has 6 exons. NCBI's taxonomy places the organism in Eukaryota, Viridiplantae, Streptophyta, Magnoliopsida, Poales, Poaceae. Gene Ontology annotation, molecular function: protein binding.
UCUAUUACCGCUGCAUGCCCAUGGCACUAAAGGUCAUAUUGAACAUGGCUGCCAAGUUUCCUGAGCUCAAAGCCAAGGCACAGUUACCACGCUGCACUUGUGAUCCUGCCUACAUCUUGUCACUUGGUCCUACUCCUACUCCUAGGUAUACAUCUUCAUUUUCAUACAUGAAGCAGCUUCAAAGUAGAGGAAGCAGACGUCGCCGGCAACCGGGAGGGAUGUCUUCCCCCGUGGUUCUGCUUCACCUCCGCCGGUUGGAUCGCUUCCUCAAGCACCAGGGCCUCCACAGCACCGCCCACACGCUUGAGAGGGAGUCCAUGGUGUACUUGGACGCCGCGCAUCUGCAAAAGCUGGUGAAGGGUGGGCAGUGGGAAGCCGCCGGAACCUACGUGGAAGGAUUCUCACCCCUCUGGGAGGGGGAGGGCACUGCCCAGAAAUACACAUCCUUCAUGCACAACAUGGAGCACCACGCCAUGCUUGCUUACCUCGCCUGCCGCGGCGAGGAAGGUGGCCGCGCCGCUAGCUCGCUUUACUGCCACAAUGAUGAUGCCUUCCGCAAAAAGUUCCCCGAGGUUGCGGAGCUCCACGACCUGUAUCGCUCCAUGGCCUCUGCACAAGCCAGGGCAUCCGUGAACUGGGAGGACAUAAAGCUCAAAACCUUGGAGGAACUGCAGGAGUUGCUUCAUCUUCAUCCUGACGUCAAAUGCAGCUUGCGAAUGCGAGAGCUGCAGUGCACACCCACUGCAUCAGAAAUAACCCCACUUGGUUUGCGGGGGUCUUGGAGGCGUCGAAGGAAGAGAGUGGAGCGCAAACCAGCAUGUGAACUCGCACGUUUCCUUCUACAGAAGAAGAAGAGGCUUCCCUCCAGUCAGCAGACAAAUCAGCCCGGUGACUCAGGUACGAAGCAUUCAAGACCUUUUGAUGCUUGUUUUCCCGAAGAUUUUCAGCAAGCUUUUUGAUUCACAAAAGGGUAUCAAAGAGGCUACGGACAACCAGAGAGUUCGCUGAAGUAAGCCCUAUGUGAUGCCUGCAUGUGUAACUUUGAAAACCUGAAUGAAUAGGGAUACAAGAUGCAUCCGUCUUGUAUCUGUAGUUCUAUCUAUGGUUUCUAUACUUAAUAUUUGUAUUGGUGGAAAACCUGUUCUUUUCUUAAUCGAUCAGUGUGUUCAUCGUAGAAUUAUACAAGAGUUCUAAUUUGGACUUGC